Bombus pascuorum is the source of this 4620-nucleotide messenger RNA. Its product is annotated as exportin-4-like. Gene Ontology annotation, biological process: protein export from nucleus. The record is from RefSeq and is a predicted model, not a curated record. Bases 300 to 3647 code for a protein of 1115 amino acids. NCBI's taxonomy places the organism in Eukaryota, Metazoa, Arthropoda, Insecta, Hymenoptera, Apidae. Gene Ontology annotation, molecular function: nuclear export signal receptor activity. Gene Ontology annotation, cellular component: cytoplasm; nuclear pore. The transcript is spliced from 13 exons.
UAACUUAGAAAAAAAAAAACGAAGCUGGCACCCCGCUGGGGGUAGCCGCCCACAUGCUACAUUAUUUUUUGUUUAUAUUUUUUUUUUUCUUCACCAACAAGAUAUAACACUUUACCAAAUGUCCGCAAGGACAAAUUGUAAAAUAACCAAAAUAAAAUAAAAAAAAAAAAAAAAUAUAGGUUUAGUUUAGUUGAUGGGAAUUGUGCUGGGUUGAAGUACGCAACUUCAACAAUUGUGUAUUAUAUAAAUUUGUUUACGAGCACUAUUUUAGCUUAAAAACCUUUAAUACUUUUAAACAAAUGGCAGAACAAUUAAUGGAUGAAUUAGAAAAGGCUGCACAAAUAAUUUUGGCGGCACCAAAUUUAGUUACAACAGAACAACGUCAUAAUGCAGAAGAAGUUUUCUUAAAUUUUCGGAAACUUAAAUAUCCUUAUAAGCUUUGUAGACAAAUUUUGGAGACUAAUACAAAUGAUUAUAUUAUUUUUGAGGCAGUUGGUUUAAUAAAAAUAGCAUUAAUACGGGAAUGGCCAUUAUUAUCACAAACACAUACUUCUUCAUUAAGAGACUACCUAUUACAUUAUGUUAUGAAUAAACCAAAUUUACCUCCAUAUGUUGAAGGAUCUAUAUUACUACUUAUUGCUCUUUUGAUAAAAAAAGGUACUAUAAAUGACUCUGGACAAGCACGACAAGCCAUAUUAGAAGUAAUUGAAAAUUUGAUAAUGAUUAGUGAUUUACCAAAAAAACUUGUGGGAUACAAUCUUAUUUUUAUAAUAACUCAAGAAUAUGUAGUCAAUUUCACGUAUACAAAUAUAGGUUUAUCUUUGAAAACACAUUUCAAUGAAAAGAAGACAUUUCAAGACAUUGAUUUGAAAAGAAUUUUUAAGUUUUGUUGUAUGGAAAUUGAAGAAUUAAUUAAAAAAGAUGUAGAGGAAGAUAGCAUAACUCUUUUAAAACCACUACUCCAAAUUCUGGAAAGUGUAUUUACAUGGACAUUUGUUCAUGAAUACUAUGAAAAACCAGAGAUGCGUAGUAGUUUGGUACGAGUAGAUAUUGAGUGUGUACCUUUGGAUAUGGAUAUAAAUUGGAAACGUAUAAUGUUAGUUCCAGCUGUAAUAGAUUUAAUGUUCACAUUGUAUUCGAAAAUACGAGAAAAUCCACAAUUAGCUCAUCAUGCAAGAGUUUGUUUAGUUCAAAUGGUAGAUAUAACAAGAGACUAUGAAUGUAACAAAACAAAAAUAGUAGAGGGAUAUUUUAUUAUCUAUGUGGAAAGAUUUUUAGAAUUUAUUACAAGCGUUAAUAUUAUCGAUGAAGAAGCAAAUACAAUUGCUCAUAUUUUUAAGAAACUUUUCAAAUUUUUUGAUAAAAUGUUUAAUUUUUUACCUAUUGAUAAAUUCAUAACAUUAGUGGAACAAAUGUCGCGAGUGACUUGCAUAUUUUUAAAAAAUUGGGCACAAAAAGAAUCAUUAUGUGUCAGUGAAUGCUUAUAUAAAGAAGUUGUAGAUGUUAUAUUUGAUGCCUGGACGUCUAUUAUAUUUAAUGAAAAAUUAUUCUCUCAGGGGUUUCUUAAACCACUUAUUGUUCAAGUAUUUGAUACAUACCUGCGUUGUCAUCUAUCACCUCCUGAAGGUAUAAGAAAUUUUGAAAAUAAGGAUCUUGAGAAAAAAAUAUUGGAUGUAAAAGAUACUGAUAUGAAAAAAUUCGAAAGACAGAUAUAUAUCAUUGGAAAUUUUGGGAGACUGAUACCACAUUAUACUCUUCCAUUAUUGGCACAAUUAAUCGAAGAUCGUACUUCUAAAUUACAAGAAAUCUUCAAUAAAUUAGUGGAACAGACUGAAUCACUUCAUACAAUGAAAAAUGACUCUCUGGCUAGAUUAUAUAAAGAUAUACAUUGGCUAGUACUUAUAAUGAGUGGUGUUAUUUGCUCGAACAGUAUCACUGAAUUUUAUACAAUACCUGAUGAAAUAAUAAGAUAUAAUAUUGAACAGAUAAAACAGGGAAACGUUGAUCCGAGUCUUACAUUACAAUUCUACGUUUCAUCAGGAAAUAUUUCGUCCAUCGGCAUUGCUACAGAAUCAGUAGAUCAUGUUAUUCGUUUAGUCACAAGCGUUUUCCGUCUGUGUGCCAUCGAAAAAGCUGCAAUGUCUGUUUUAUCAGUUAAUAUACUAAGUCCCGAAUUAUGUUUUACUAUAACGUCGUUUUUGGAUACAUGGUCCUCAGAAUACCUUUUACAAUUAAAAUUCCAUUAUACUAAAAUGUCUCCUAUAUACUUAAAAUGUUUCGGAGGAGAUAGUCUGAUUGCAACAUGGGCUCUAAAUUUUCUUUUUGAAAAAAUAGAGUUCAAUAUUAAUGCCUUUAAAAAUGAACCUGUAAUAUUGCAAAGAACUAUGAAGAUGUUGAUAUCAAUUACUAGUAGUUCACAAAAUGCCAUGCAUAUAUUAGACUCCAAAGGUCUUGAAAGUAUCAUAUAUUUAGCCACAAAAGGACAACAUGACCUUCCAGAAGUAGUCAAAAGAGGAUUAAUGCGAUCAGUGGUUCAAUUCGGGAUUGAAAAUGAGGUAGAUCAGUCAUAUUGGGCAUACACUCUGCAACCAUUGAUAGACAAAUUUAAACAAAUUACCUCUAAUGAAAAAUUUUUACAAUGUUACCAUCAAGAAGAGAUUAAAAUUCAAGUUACAGAUAUUUUAGAACGUUUUAUUGGAGUAGCACAAGCUAAUAGACAAGUAUCAACAGAGAUAUCACUAUAUCACAACAUUCAACCGAUAUUAUCUGAGCUACCAAAUUUAAUAUCUUUGUACCAUAAUUAUCAAGAUAUACAAUUAAUUUUAGAAUUACUUCUUGAAUGUACAGAUGAAUUAAAUCUAAUUUUUCUUUACAUAACUAAGACUGAUGCUGCACAUGUAUCUGAGAUAUAUUUAAGUGCAAUACGAAAUUAUAUACGUUGUAAUAUUAAUAGACUGACUAUAGAUUCAAUUGCAGAUGAAGGUAAUUAUCAGGAUAUCUUGUUCCUGAUGAAAAUUUUAAUUAAUAUUGUAUCCGAUAAUAUAUUGAACAAUAAAACAAUGUCUUUACAAGACUUAUCUAUAAUUAUGCCUAUGAUGACUACAGAUUUAUUUAAAUUUCCACGUUUGUGUUCACAAUAUUUUGAAAUGAUGUUGUCUUUUUGUAAGGAUAAUCCUCAAAAAGUGCUCGAUUUACCGUCCGAACUAUUACAACCACUUUUAACAACAAUGGAAUUGGGUUUAUUCUCAUUUUGUGAUAAAGUAAAUAAGUUGUGUUGUAAUAUGAUUGAAAUUUUAGUAACACAGAUUAUUGAAAAUGUGAAAAAAGGCCGUCCAAAAAAUGAAAUAAUGGCACCAUUCUUAAAUUUAAUAAUUACUGCUAUUUUAACACGUCAAGUUGACUUAUAUUUUAUAUCGAACGUGUGCAUAUCUGUUUUUUAUUUGACAUAUUGUUAUCAAGACGAAUAUAAACAGAUUGUGCAAAAUCAUCUAUCCACUCAAUCAAAUGAACAAGUUGCACAGACAUUAGACAACGCUUUUAAAAAGUUGACUAAACAUAUGAAUAUUCCCUGGAAACUUGAUUAUGACGAUGAAAGAAAAUUUAAAAAUUCUUAUGAUGAGUUCAUUGAUAAUUUACUGAUUUUUUAAUGAUUAAAUAAUAUCUUAUUGAUUUUUUGUCUCCAUAUAAGGAACAAAAAAGCAAAUUUUACUUUUGAUGUCAAAUUUAACACAAGGAUAUGUCACAAAAGGAAUUCAUUAAGCAUGUAAGCUUUUUAUUGACCGAUUUAUUACACGUUACCACUUACAGUGAGUCUAGCGAAAAUCGAAUAAUUAUAAUAAUAAUAAUAAAUACAAGUUACAGCAUCGAUCUAUGUCUUUUUCCAUAGCAAACGAUCAAAAACGAAAACGUUUUUGCAAUAAAGUUUUUAGUUACCUUACAAACAAGUAAGUACAUGAACUUACAUACUUGGUACAGAUCAAAUCAUCGUUAGCCUUUUUAUCGUAUGCCUCCAGAUGGUCUUCGACAUUUGACAAAAUGCUUAUAUUAAUAUUAAAUUUAUUUAUAUAUUUAUAUAAUAUACUUUAUAUAUAAGCAAACAUGUUCUUUCGCGCUAUCUCUUUCACUCUCACUCUCUCUCGCGCACACGCGCUUUUCCAUUCUCUCCCCUUUAGUUCUUCCCUUUCUCUUCUCUCAUCUCCCUUUAAUUCCGCAUUUUGUCUUUUAAUAACAACAAUGAUUAUUAAUCUUAUCGACAGCGUUCCUGUAUUUUUAUUCACAACGCUCGUAUCAUUUUUUUUUCUGCUCACUUGUCCUAUUUUCCAUUAAUUAAUUUUUUAUUUGUCUACUCCAUGCUUAACAUUCAAUUUUUUUUCCUUCUUUACGUAGUAAUAAAUUAUGUCUUUAACCCCCUGAAGCAAUACUUUUCUUUUGGUUUUAUUUACUUACACGCACAGUUGUUUGUCGUAUAUAGUAUAACAAAUAAAUUAUGCGUAAAUAACACGAUUAAAAUAUAAAUGCUACGUAUCGUAGGUAAUAUUCAUAAAUACAUUAUGCAUACGUAUACGUACUAUGCUCUUGUACAAUUCAUAGAUGUCUUCUUACAUGUUAAAAAAAAAAGAA